Molecule: messenger RNA, 1312 nt
Organism: Helianthus annuus (common sunflower)
Lineage: Eukaryota; Viridiplantae; Streptophyta; Magnoliopsida; Asterales; Asteraceae
Product: protein FAR1-RELATED SEQUENCE 5-like
Exons: 3
Coding region: 41-1312 (423 amino acids)
Biological process (GO): regulation of DNA-templated transcription
Molecular function (GO): zinc ion binding
Source: RefSeq, a predicted model, not a curated record
UGAUGCACCUAAGGUGGUUGUGACUGAUCAGGACGCUGCAAUGAAAAUUGCCAUCCGAGAUGUUUUCCCAGAUACCAGACAUCGUUUGUGUAUGUGGCAUAUAAUGAUCAAAGUUUCUGAAAAGGUUGGUACUGAGCUAUCACAAGAUGAGGUUUUUAAAGAAGAUAUAUGUGAUGUUGUAUGGACUGAUGCUCUUGAACCAGCACAGUUUGAGACACAAUGGUGUGAUUUAAUGAUUAAGUACAACCUUACUAGUAACAGCUGGCUGUCUGAUAUGUACAACCUCAGAUCAGAUUGGAUUCCUGCAUACUAUCGUCAUGAACAUAUGUCCGGUCUUAUGCGUACAACAUCUAGGUCUGAGAGUGAAAAUCAUUUUUUUGGUCAAUUAACCAACACAAAAUUGUCAUUAGUUGAGUUUUUGAGCCAUUUUGAUACUGCAAUGGAAUCUCAGAGGUUUAAGCGCAGCAAACGUGAUCAUGAUACCAGAUACACACAACCUCGCAUGAAAACCAAUUAUGAAUUGGAACUGGAAGCUGCAAAGAUUUAUACUCGGGGGAUAUUUUUUGAUGUUCAAGAAGAAAUUCGACUUGCUUGCAAGAAUUGUAUGUGCAGGCGUGAAGAAGAAGUUGGUGAUUCAAUUAAGUUUUAUAUUCUACAGGUCAAUCUUCCUGGCCUUCAUGAGGUUCUUUUUACUCCUAAGGAUAUGGUAAUUAAAUGCAGCUGCAACCGAUAUGAGCAGUAUGGUUUGCUAUGUAGGCAUGCCUUUUGUGUUCUUCGUCUUUGUGGUAUAAAGGAGUUCCCUAAAAAAUAUGUUAUGGGGCGUUGGACAAGAGAUGUUGUUCCAAAAAAGACAAAAGUUUCGAGUUUUGAUCAAAAUGCUGCUGGUAAUCAAGUUGAACGUGCUUCCAGCAUUGUGCGUGAGAUAAUGGCUGCAACUGAACAUAUUGUUAACCGUCUUGUUACAAAUAUUGACCUGUUAUCGUUGUAUAGAGACCAAGUGAUCGAGUCGAAGUUGAAGGUUGAUUCUGCUGACCUUCCUGCAGAAUCACUUGACAAGAAUGCAAGAUUAGCUAAUAUUCUUCAUGCUGAUCAGCCAUGUUCAUCGUCUUCUGCUACCAUUCUUCCACCUAGUAGUAUUAGAAACAAGGGGUGUGGUUCAAACAAACGCUUAAAGUCUUUUCGUGAGGUAUCAUCUUCAAGAAUAUCAAAGAAAACUAAAACUAGAGGUUGUUUGAUAUGUGGAGGUCAUGGACAUAAUAGUCGGACUUGUAAGAUGAAGACUACUGUUGCUGAUUCCCAGAAGAGCAGUUAG